AUGACACAAAGUCCACCAUUUGUCAUAACACAUUCCACUUCAGAAGAUGAUAUCGAUACAGUAUUUUCUAUCACGUUUUUCUCUAUACCAUUUCCAAGUGAUCCAAAGUGGUACUAUAACAAUGAACAAGUUACUUUAGGAACUAAAUUUCUACAAGUAACAACAUAUUCAAUUGUACAAAUCAGACAACAUCGUGUUUUAGUAAAGGUAGAAGGUUUCGUAAGCAACUUAACUGUACACAAAGCUGAGUAUGGACUGUAUAAAUGCGUGAUUCGAAACAGUUUUGGAGAGGUCAACCAGAUAUUUCUUAUUGAACAAGAAAUAAAUACAGAAGCCAAUACGUCAGCAGCUUCUACAGGAGACAGUGUGACAGUGAUUAUUGCCAUAUGUUCAUCAGUAGUUGGGAUAGCCAUAGUGGUUAUUUGCACCAUUGUUGUUAUCAGAAGAAGUUCGUCGCAAAAGUCAGACAGAUAUAAUUCUACAAUGCCAACAAGAAAUGAAGAUAGCACUUAUGACACAAUAAGUAUGUCUACUCGAUCAAACAGACCAGAACAGCAAGCAGAUUAUAUUGAAGUGUAUUAACUACUGAACAUUGUAAUAUGUGCCAUAUAUAUUGUGUGGUUUGAACGCCAUUUUAUUUAACUCAGCAAUUGAGUACGUAUGUUCUA
This is a messenger RNA of Mytilus trossulus (common blue mussel), 668 nucleotides long. RefSeq lists its product as uncharacterized. NCBI's taxonomy places the organism in Eukaryota, Metazoa, Mollusca, Bivalvia, Mytilida, Mytilidae. The record is from RefSeq and is a predicted model, not a curated record. Bases 1 to 582 code for a protein of 193 amino acids. The transcript has 5 exons.